CGCACAAUUGAAUUCUAUCGUUGGCUGUGGCUAUCGGUACGGAAGAAAUUUUAGUUCGUUUUUAAUAUGAUAUUGUUAUGAAUAACAGAAAUUAAGCAAACAAUAGAUAGCAGUUCCCAACAACGCGAUUUGUUAUCUCAAUUCGGUGCUGCAGUGCAAUCUCAGCACAUAACCAGCACGGAAAACCCUACAAAGUCACAAAAGUUAACGUUUCUCUCAGAUAAACGCAUUCGCAUCGUUGCUAUAUGUGGCUUUUAUUAAAACGAAUUCCACUCGAAGUUAAAUAUAGACUAAGACUCGCAUUUGCUGAACAGAGCUCAUAAGCCUAACAAUGGCGGACCUAAUACAUUUGGGAAACAUCGAUGUUGUCAUCCAGAAAGAUAAGCCCGGAUCGCCAACGGGCUGUUCGGAUGAUGGGAACCUGGCUGGGCUGGGUGGCAUGACUGGAUUAGGUGGCAUAAUGGCCCCUGGUGGCAUUGACUUGGGUGACUUGGCGCAGGAAUUGGAUCACGAUGAGUUCGAUGGACCCCAUAUGCUGAAUGGUGAACGUCCAGCGAUUAUUGCUCCUCCGGAAAGCGAAUGGUACCAUGGCCGACUUGAUCGCUACUCUGCAGAGUCUCGUCUACGGGGAAGCAGUAAACUGGGCAGCUAUUUAGUUCGCGAAAGUGACCGCAAACCUGGCUCCUAUGUUCUAAGUUAUUAUGGGCGCACCGGCAUAAACCAUUUUCGGAUAACAGCCGUGUGCGGAGACUUCUAUAUCGGAGGACGACAGUUCAUUUCCUUAAGCGACUUGGUUGGUUACUAUACCUCAUGUAGUGACCUACUGAAGCGCGAACGCUUGGCCAUACCAGUUGCUCCGCCGGAGCCAGUUAAUGAUAAGAAACGCGUCGUAGCCAUCCUGCCUUACACAAAAAUGCCAGAGACCGAUGAACUGAGUUUCCAAAAAGGUGAUAUCUUUUUUGUACACAAGACAUGGGCGACGGCUGGUUGUGGGUGA
Molecule: messenger RNA, 997 nt
Organism: Drosophila teissieri
Lineage: Eukaryota; Metazoa; Arthropoda; Insecta; Diptera; Drosophilidae
Product: ras GTPase-activating protein 1-like
Exons: 5
Coding region: 332-997 (221 amino acids)
Molecular function (GO): protein binding
Source: RefSeq, a predicted model, not a curated record